UUGGGAGUUAUUUAGGCAUGCCCAAAUUAGUUGAUACAUUUUAUGCAUUUUCCACAACUUGAGUUUCACUUGAAAUUCACAAUCUUGUGUGAUCCAAUAAUGGAAAUUCUGCACUUUGUGCUUGGUGCUACUUGGUUGUGAGUGAAAAAUAUAUAUGUAUAUCCGUUUUUUUGCCUUAAAAUAUAUAGAUAUCAAAAAAGAAGACAAAAACAAGGGUAAACGACAACGUUGCACUUCAAAACAAGAGUGAUGAUGGCUGUUAGUUCAUCUUGCAAAGGAGGAGGUGGGGACCCAAUGGGAAUGGAUAAUGGUAAAUAUGUAAGGUACACACCGGAGCAAGUUGAAGCUUUAGAAAGAUUGUAUCAUGAUUGUCCAAAACCAAGCUCACUUCGCCGGCAACAACUCAUUAGAGAGUGCCCAAUUCUCUCGAAUAUCGAGCCGAAACAGAUCAAAGUUUGGUUUCAGAAUAGAAGAUGUAGGGAAAAGCAAAGAAAGGAGGCAUCAAGGCUGCAAGCUGUGAACAGGAAGUUAUCUGCAAUGAAUAAGUUGUUAAUGGAGGAGAAUGAUAGGUUGCAGAAACAAGUUUCUAACUUGGUGUAUGAAAACGGCUAUUUCCGUCAGCAGACUCAAAACACGGCGCUCGUCACCACAGACACAAGUUGUGAGUCAGUUGUGACGAGCGGCCAACACCACUUAAGUCCUCAACAUCCACCAAGGGAUGCUAGUCCUGCAGGGCUUUUGUCCAUUGCAGAGGAGACUUUAACAGAGUUUUUAUCAAAGGCAACAGGGACUGCUGUGGAGUGGGUCCAAAUGCCUGGGAUGAAGCCUGGUCCGGAUUCCAUUGGAAUCAUUGCUAUUUCUCAUGGUUGCACUGGUGUUGCAUCACGUGCAUGUGGUCUUGUUGGUCUUGAACCCACAAGAGUUGCUGAAAUCCUUAAAGAUCGGACAUCAUGGUUUCGUGAUUGCCGAGCUGUGGAUGUUCUUAACGUGCUCACAACCGGGACUAAUGGAACCAUUGAGCUGCUUUACAUGCAGCUCUAUGCACCUACUACUUUGGCACCAGCACGCGACUUCUGGCUACUACGUUAUACAUCUGCUUUGGAGGAUGGUAGCCUAGUGGUUUGUGAGAGAUCACUGAACAACACUCAAAAUGGCCCUACUAUGCCGCCAGUGCCUCAUUUUGUGAGAGCCAAAAUUCUACCAAGUGGAUACCUCAUACGACCCUGCGAUGGUGGUGGGUCAAUAAUCCAUAUUGUUGACCAUGUUGAUUUUGAGUCAGGAAGCGUUCCAGAAGUUUUACGUCCUUUAUACGAGUCAUCAACAUUACUCGCUCAGAGGACCACACUCGCGGCAUUCCGCCAGCUGAGGCAGAUUUCACAAGAAAUAUCCCAACCAAUGGUCACUAGUUGGGGAAGAAGACCAGCUGCUCUUCGUGCACUAGGUCAAAGAAUGAGCAGAGGAUUUAAUGAAGCCAUUAAUGGUUUUACCGAUGAGGGUUGGUCAAUCAUGGAAAGUGAUGGAGUUGAUGAUGUCACUGUUCUUAUUAACUCGUCUCCUGAUAAGGUGAUGGGUGCAACCCCAAUGUAUGCCGAUGGAUUUCCAUCAAUCAGCAAUGCCAUACUAUGUGCCAAAGCUUCAAUGCUUUUACAGAAUGUGCCUCCUGCAAUACUUACAAGAUUCCUAAGAGAACAUCGAUCAGAAUGGGCUGAUAGUAGUAUAGAUGGUUACUCUGCUGCAUCAGUUAAAGGUGGUCCUUGUGGCUUACCAUUAGCUAGAAGUGGAACAUUUGGUGGGCAAGUUAUCCUUCCAUUGGCUCAUACCAUUGAGAAUGAAGAGUUUAUGGAGGUUAUAAAACUCGAAAAUAUGUCUCAUUAUCGGGCUGAAGACAUGCUCAUGCCUGCAGAUAUCUUCUUUUUGCAACUCUGCAGCGGAGUUGAUGAGAAUGCAAUCGGCACAUCAGCUGAACUUAUUUUUGCUCCAAUUGAUGCUUCUUUCACUGAUGAUGCGCCACUCCUACCAUCGGGUUUUCGUAUAAUCCCCAUUAAUAAUGGAGCGAACUCUCAGAAUCCAACACGUGACCUUGCAUCAACUCUCGAGGGGGGCCCGCCUGGGAAGCGAACAUCAGCAGAUUACCUUGGUCAAUGUGGGCCUACAAAAUCAGUUAUGACCAUUGCAUUUCAGUUUGCAUUUGAAAUCCAUCUUCAAGAAAGCAUAGCAGCCAUGGCUAGACAGUAUGUGCGAAGUAUCAUAUCAUCGGUCCAAAGAGUUGCGUUAGCUCUCUCACCGUCGCCUUUUGGCCCUAGAAGUCUUCAAGCCCCAUCUGGUACCCCUGAAGCUCAAUUGCUAACCCGCUGGAUCUGUCAAAGUUUCCGUUGUUUUCUUGGUGAAGAACUUUUCAAAACUGUUGAUGAGCGAAGUGAUUCGAUGCUUAAAACACUUUGGCAUCAUUCAGAUGCUAUAAUGUGUUGCUCAUUAAAGGCAUUGCCAGAUUUUACAUUUGCAAAUCAAGCGGGUUUAGAUAUGCUCGAGACAACAUUAGUUUCACUUCAAGACAUUACUCUCGACAAGAUCUUUGACGGCGGUGGUAGAACGAAUAAUGUUUGUUCUGAGCUCCCACAGAUUCUACAACAGGGUUUUGCUUGCCUCCCUGGUGGGAUCUGCUUGACGAGCAUGGGAAGACCUGUGUCGUAUGAACGGGCAGUAGCUUGGAAGGUACUGAAUGACGAAGAAAACCCUCAUUGCAUAGCCUUUGUGUUUGUUAAUUGGUCUUUUGUUUGACACUUUGAAAGUUGAAAGAAAAAAACUAGGUUUAGAAAGCCAAACAUGUGUCAUUUUACAGGAUUAUUCCAAGGGAUCGAUCGAUAUGGCUUUCUUAUGUCGUCCUACACUUCUGUGUUUGGUUCUUUAAGUUUAUAAGAUCUUUGUGCCAAUUACUCAAAUUAAUUUAAAGAUUUUUGAAUGUAGUUUGUAUAAGGUCUAGUUCAUUUUCCAAAGUCUUAUUGAA
Molecule: messenger RNA, 3004 nt
Organism: Erigeron canadensis
Lineage: Eukaryota; Viridiplantae; Streptophyta; Magnoliopsida; Asterales; Asteraceae
Product: homeobox-leucine zipper protein ATHB-8
Exons: 19
Coding region: 250-2778 (842 amino acids)
Molecular function (GO): DNA-binding transcription factor activity; lipid binding; DNA binding
Source: RefSeq, a predicted model, not a curated record